Molecule: messenger RNA, 552 nt
Organism: Plasmodium cynomolgi strain B
Lineage: Eukaryota; Apicomplexa; Aconoidasida; Haemosporida; Plasmodiidae
Exons: 3
Coding region: 1-552 (183 amino acids)
Source: RefSeq, a predicted model, not a curated record
AUGAAUAUUUUGAUAGAUUCAUUUAUCAAGCAUCAUAAUUCUUCAAAUAUUAAAACGAUUUACAAUAAUGACAUUAAAAAUAUACUAAAUGAUGAACUAAAUAUUUUAUUCUAUAUAUAUAUGAAAAAUUCGAUAAUUUUCAAAAUAAUAAAAUUUGUACUGAUACAAAAUGCACAUGCGCUCAAGAAUGUGUUAGAAUUAGAGAAUUUUAGAAAAAAAUAUAAUGAAAAUAAUCCUUCUUCUACUGAAUGUCAAGGAGUACAGUCAUUCUUACCAUCAUAUAAAAAUCAUAAAACAUCUAUUAUUAUUAUAAUUCCUUUAAUUUCAAUAUUAGUAUUAUCAAGUUUACUUUUCAUUGUAUAUAAGGUUAUAACAUUAUUUAUAUACUUGUUUACUUUUAGACCAUUCGGAUCAUGUUUUCCCUUUCGAAGAAAAAGACACCAAAGGAAAUAUAGUAAUUUCACAAAUGAAGAAGCCCAUUUAUUAUAUACAAAAGUGAGAAGCAGAACACCAGAAGCGCAUCUUUGCAGUAUAGCAUAUAAUUCUAUAUAG